AUAUCCCAAAUACUAAUAGGUGAACCGGAUCGGCAAUGGUCCAAGACAAACCGAAAAGCUUGACGGAUCAUUGCAAUCUGUAGAUCUGUGGCUACAGAGAGCGGCACCACAAACUCCUAUACUGUUGCCUUGUCAUUUCCCUGGGCCCCAAGGUGGCACACAUUCUACCAACGUUAGCACGCUGCUCAUGUGACACUCUUUCAACCAUCCAGAGAAAUAUUGACGGACCCAUCAACGUCAACGAGCCCCUCGCCAAGGGUCGUCAAGACGUUGUCUGAACCCCAACCACGGCAACCACUCCUUUCGUGGUAAUUUCUGACCGCGUCAGAACGUUGUUCCCUGCGGAGGGGGACGACGUUCGAGAAACGCUCUUGCGUGAGGUCAACGAAACGUUGACCUGCACCGGUGGUGUACUGAUUCCGCCUCCGCCGCUCGAGUCGUCUUCGCCGUCUGGUGGUUCCAAAGUGGCGGUCAUUCCCAAGCAUGAAACCAACCACUGCUCCGACUCGCUCGACUUCACACCACCAAGUCGGCCAGAAUCGGUCAACUCAUCACUCUCGUUCCUUCACCUCCUCCAACCUGGAAAACUCGGUCGGCGCAGGAGCAAAUCCACAGUUAUUAUUCCCCUCUGCUCAUAGGGCCACCACCCCACUCAAUCAGACUAUCGACUCAUCCGAUCAUCAUUCACAAAGAACUUCCAGUCAUCUCUCAACCAGUCCUUCCCUCUCAAGGCCUAGGCUGAUACGACAUCUGCUCUUCUCAACCCCAGAUUCAUCUUCCUCAUCUACAGUCAACCAUCAUCACCAACAGCAGCAACAACAGCAGCAGCAGCUGUUUAAACAUCACAAGUCUCAUCCAUCUCACCGUCCAUCAACCUCCCAACCAUCCACCUCAAUUCAUUCCCUCUCUCGAUCAUCAUAUAAUACUCAUCAUCAGUUGUCGAAUCCACCACCCCUCCGGGUCGGCUUACCUGUGAUUUGCGUUGCUCGUGCGCAUCAACCUAAUCAUCCUCAUCAGCAUCAUCGCUCAGAUUCAUACCAUUACUCUCAUGCCAAACAACUCGUUGCCAUCGCUAGCAGGACCGAGAUCAGAAUUCUUGAGCUCAUCAAUCACCAUCACUCUCUUCCCUUUGAAGCCCCCCGCCGCCAACAGCAUUCUAGCUUUAGUCCAUCUCUAGCUACUCAUACCAGGGUCGAAACGCGGCCUUCGUUUCCUUCCCGCUCCCUUGACUCAAGCACCACAUUCGACGACCGGCUUGCCAUCAAGACUAAUAGUGAACUUGGGCCAUCCUAUGGCGUAUCUGACCUUGGUUGGGGUUAUGCUAGUACAACAUCCCAGCUAGCUACUGGGUGUACCAAUGGUUCCAUUGUUAUCUGGGAUAUCAACCAUCCCAUCACCCAAGAUCCCAUCCAGCGUCACCGUUCACUUACUCUUGAUCAUGCUCACAAUCGUGCAAUUAACAAAAUCACAUUUGCUGGACCGACUGGCCAUUGGAUCGCAUCGGGCGGCCAAGACAGUCUCGUCAAAAUUUGGGAUGUCCGGGAAGGUCCAAGGCCGACUAUGACACUCACUACCCACACCGAUCCUGUGCGUCAGUUGAGAUUUUUUCCAGACAGAACAGUCAAUCCAUUUGAUCUGUUUGUGCUUACAGACUCUGGAACCCUUUCGCACUUUGAUCUACGCCAAGAUAAAAGCUGCCUCACCCGGAGGGUGGCCCAUGCGUCUACCGGUGUUGGAUUAGAUUGGCUAAGCGAUGGAUAUAACAGUAUGUUAGCAUCUGCCGGUGCCGACGGGAUUGUGAAAAUUUGGAAUAUGGCCGACUCCAUUCUGCCAAGCACUGCAAUGCGUACUCUAGUGGUGGGUCGAUCGAUUUGUGGUAUGACGUGGCGUCCAGGAUAUUCUACCCAGCUGGCAAUCACACCAAGUUCAGUCAUGGCUGACCUUGAACAACAAGGCUAUUCCGAUUAUGAGCGUGGUCCCAGUUCUGCCAUGAGUUCAAAUUAUUCAGAUGAUCUGAUGCUCAAUAAAGGGUUAAGCGCUACCGGCGCUAGUUCCGUCUCAGAUGUUGUAAGCGAAUCCAGCCACAUGGGAGGCGGACGACAUAGCGAAAUCUUACUAUGGGAUAUCAGGCGUCCAUAUGUUCCUGAGAUGAUUAUCCGGGGCCGGGACGGACCUGCUUCCGGUAUGGUUUGGCUCUCAGCUGAUCUGUUGCUGACAACCCAUAAACGGACUUCAGCCAUUGUUCAGCAUGACAUUAGUCAGUCACAGGCCAAGUACGCUGAUGAACUACCCUCACAGGCUAUGGCUGUUUCAAAGCAAGGAUCACUUUGUUUUUCUCUAGGCAGUAAGAAAACCGAUAGCCGCUUCAAUAUUGAAGAAGAACUCCGCUCCGCUAUGGUUCACUCGAUCGAUGAACUCCAACCUCCCCGCAAAUUCGAAUUCCUUGCAUUAAAUUAUAAAUUCGAAUAUCAUUCCUUCGAACGUGUAUGCGAGCACAAUGCCAAUCUUUGUCGCCGAGUGGGCCAACCUGAGCUUUGGCAGUUAUGGAUGGCGGUCAAGCUGUGGUUCACCCCACAGGUAUCGGCUGCUCUUAUCGUUGCACAAGAAAUGGCUUUAGGUUCCAAUGGGAACGACGAACGGGCGAUUGCUAUGGCAAUGCGAAGAGUGCUGAAGGAGGAAAGUAGCGAUGAGGGCGAAAUGGAUUAUAAUCAAUCCGGCGGCGAUCUAGAAAGCAGUUGUGGCAGACGUUCCCCCAGCCAAGAUCAAGCAUCUCGCCAAAAUUCAACUAGCGGAAGCAGAACUUGUAGCGGAGACAUGCGCUCUAAGAGAGAAGAGUCUUUGGACAGAUCCGAAACUCAAUCUCCUCUUCCCAAAAGUGAUCAAGACCCAGGACAUCGCCCAAAGCUUUCAUUAUCUGGCUUAGCCCUACCUUCUGUGCUCGAUCCUGGUGAACUAUUGCGCGGAGGGCAAUCAUUGAAUCGCUCAAGCUCAGCUACAACACCCAAGGCUCAGAUGCGUUCGUCUUUCCUCAGCAAUGUGACUUCUAAUCCCAGCCUCGAGAGCUCAGCCGAACCAGCUCGUCGUCGUCCAGCUCCGCUGCGAUCUUUAGCUAUUGACUGUGAUUCACCAAUAUCGUCCCCAGAUACUGAAGGACCGAGAAGGUCAAUUGCUCACCGCGGAAUAGAGAGAACACCAGAUGGGCGUCUCAACCCUGCUUGGAGAAGAAGUAUGUCAAAAGACCGUAUUGCAGCCAAGAUGCACGCUAGAGGCGCUUCCUUCAAUGAACUCGGCAGCUUGAUCCAAGCGAUCGGAGUAGGUAAACUGCUAUCUGAGAAGAAGGGCGAAGAUUGGAAGAAUCAAGAGGAAAAAAUGGCGGUCGAAAUUCAGAUGAGAGAAUCGAUUUUGGAGCUUGUUCAAAAAGAGGUCGAAAUCAAUGGAAAUGUUCAAUUGGGAGUUUAUGUCAUAGGAGUCCUCAAAGUCUACCAUCCCGCUCAUGAAUCUCACGAUGAAGAAUCGAAUCACAAUAGUAAUACAAUCAACAAUAAUCGAAAUGAUUCGCGGGUGAUUGGAAUUGAAAAGGAAUUAUUAGAGGAUCGCUUCAAAAGUUGGGGCAGAGUUUAUCUCAAAUCUCUGACACGACAUCCUUCUCUUUUAGUUGUUGCCUCGGAAAUCAAGAAAAAGUUCUCCUGUCUGAUCUCAAAGGAGCUUGAGGAUCAAUCAUUGAGGAUCUUAAAACUCAACCCGACAUGCGGUAAUUGCGGCAAGGUCCUGAUGAAUUCAGUUGUGCCCAGCCACCCAUUACCAACAAUCAACAGUAAUAGCAAUCAGCAAUCACUGACGAUGAUGAUGAUGUUGAACAAUCAUAAGAAGAAGAUGCUACUGAAUAAUCACCAGAAUCAGAAUAGUAAUAACAAUAGCAAUAAAACUCUGAAGUGCGACAAAUGUCAAGUUAACGUAUUGAAAUGUUGCUUUUGUCAUGAAUCGAUUAAGUUUGAGCCAUUGAUUUGGUGCUUGAAGUGUGGACAUGGGAUCCAUUCGCACUGUCUGAAGAAGAUCAAGACAAGCACGACAUCCAAAUCAGCAGAGGAGAACGCAUCAGACCCUUUGAAGAACCCACCGACUAAUCCACUCGAGCCAGAAGCCCGAAACAACAAUCACCUUGGCUCUCGAAGCAGUCAUGAGCGGAGCGCAUUAGAACGUAAUCCCAAGUCGUUCUCUUCUUCUACGACGACAACAACUACUACGACUGUGGCCGAAGUCCACCCGCAACUCUCUCUAGGUUAUCCUUCUUCUCGACCGUUUCUUCAAUGCCCUAGUGGCUGUGGCUGCAUCGGUUGCUUCUAUUCUUAUUAAAAAAAAUUGACAGGGUUUUCUUGAUGAUCGUUGUGUUUUUUUUUUUUUUGCUAUCCUUAUCAUUCUGUAAAAUUAUGUGCUCCUAGCUUGUUAUCCCAUUCUUUGAGUUUUGGACUGCUGAUUACCGGCACCAGUCCCCCGGUUUUACUCCUCAUCAACUUUGCCUUCCACUCUUGAUUAUCAUUCCAUCAGAAUAAAAGUUGUAUUAGUAUACGUUUCAAGCGUGACAGUAAUUGGUUCCAGUUACCUGUGAACUGAACUGCCUUGACUUUUAUCGUUCUAGGAUCUCUUUUUGCUUCUUGAGUCAACACUAAGAGGUAUGUGAAGCGUCCAAAUGACGGCAA
Molecule: messenger RNA, 4697 nt
Organism: Puccinia graminis f. sp. tritici CRL 75-36-700-3
Lineage: Eukaryota; Fungi; Basidiomycota; Pucciniomycetes; Pucciniales; Pucciniaceae
Exons: 8
Coding region: 484-4353 (1289 amino acids)
Biological process (GO): positive regulation of TOR signaling
Molecular function (GO): protein binding
Source: RefSeq, a predicted model, not a curated record